UAAAAAUAAGUUAUCUCAAUGUGGAUUCACAAUAAAAAAUCUCCACUUGACACACAAAAAAUUCUCAGCAAGCAGCAACCGAAAAAUCCAACAGCGGCGAUAUAUUUGUCCGAAAAAUAUAGCGCCGCGAACGAUCACAACGCCAUCUAAAGUAGUCAACUAAUGCAGUGGAGAAAGUUUGCACGCCUGAAAACAACAGCCAGUGGACAUCGUAGAAUGCUUUGUUGCGGUCGUAGAAAGGAAAAUGGUCGAUCUGUGCCUGAUCUCACUGCUUCUCCAGGUCGUGUUCCGCCUGGACCAAUGCCGCAAGGCAAUAUGCACAACAGAACGGGAGGCGUCAAGGAGCCUGUCUUACUUCAAGGGGACUUUCGCAAAGUUUCCGGCAUCAGUUCAGAAAUCUUUCGACAAAUUGAGGCUGUUGAAAAUGAUCACGAUCCCUCGACGGCAGCAGCAUUAGAUUCUGUCGAGCGUCGCGGCGAAAUGAUAGUUCGCAUCCUCGAUCCCCGUAGCAUCGGCGGACGCCAAUCUGUGGAUGCAGCUCAAAAGUUUUUGCAACGCGGCGAUGCCCGACACACCGUACAACUUGUCGAAAUCGUAAAGCGCCCCGGACAAACACUCGGUUUGUACAUCCGCGAAGGAAAUGGCGCCGAUCGCACAGAUGGCGUUUUCAUUUCGCGCAUCGCUCUCGAAUCGGCCGUUUAUAAUAGCGGAUGUUUGCGUGUCGGCGACGAAAUUCUCGCCGUCAAUUUGGUAGAUGUCACUCGCAUGUCGUUGGAUGACGUUGUCAUUAUCAUGUCGAUACCGCGGAGACUUGUGCUGGCGAUACGACAACGACGCGGAGGGCGUGGCGCAAAUUCUCCGGGACCUCCUCCGUUGUCGCGAAAUGAACAUAAGCCGCCUCCUGUUGUGGUUAUUAAGCGAGAUUUGCGUGACGAGGAUUUGGAAGAGGCGGAAAGGGCAAUGGCGACGGCACCACGAAGACCUCCGAGAGAGCGACGUACGGGCGACGGCAGAGAAAUGACUGAAUCUCGUUCGCGUUUAGGACUCGGCCUAACGAAUUACAGUCCGCAAAGCGAGCAACUUGACUUGUAUUAUAACAGUAGACCGGCAGCUGAGACGCCAAGUUGGAGUUAUAAACCGCCGCCCCCGCCCCCAUCGGUUAUCACGGAACAACCGAAGGGCGGGCAUUUUCAAGCAUCGAGCUCAUAUUACCAGAAUGCGGGCACUCUAGAAAGUUUGGCGGAGAAAGUUCAUCCGUUCUAUCCAGGUCCAGCACGACGAUUAUCUGGAAGCAAUGUUCCUUUGAGUCAAUCUCAUCAACGAUUCCCUCGAAGCGGGUCAGAUCAGCAUUUGCCGCGAGUGGAAUAUAUCGACUACAAUUCCUUAAAUCGACAGGCGAUGUUGCGAUCAAGUUUGAAACAAGCUCAACCAACAAUCGGCGGUACUUUGGGUCGUUACGGGCGUUUCGAGCCUCAGCGCACCGCAAAAUACGCGCCUCCCAGUCAAAGUCUCACACGACGUUCGCGCGGCAAUAUCGAUUAUUCGAGCGACACGGAAGCAACGCUCGGCUCGUCGCGCUCCAACUUGUAUUAUUACAAUCGCCCCGGAGGAAGUGCGGGCGCAGCACCUGGAGCAACAAUGCAACCGCCUCGCGGAACGCCCAGCGGACUAAUUGGAGGUCCGGAUUUCGCGCGUUUUAAUUCGUUGCCGCGCGAUCGACCGGGAGCCCGAUUGAAUUUGCGCGGGCGUUUGGGAGAUCGCUUGUCGGAUGAAAGCGACGGAAAUUUAUCGGCGCCAGAAUAUUCGUUGCCACUGCGGGGACGCGAUCACAGAGGUAACAAGCAGCAGCUUACUGGUUUAGCUAAACUGCUUAAUGAUCCAAAUUUAGCAGAUUUGAGGAGUCGACUUACCGCGAGCCCGUCGAUCUUUACGUCAGACGAGUACAAAGCGUGGCUUAGGCGAGCGCCAAGUAGCUCGGCGAUUGUCGAACAGAUGCGGGCGUCACGUGAUUUGCUUAAUCAGCAACGGGCACAUCGGUUCUCGUGCAGUGCGGAGAACAUUCAUGAUGCACUUAAAAAUACGGAACACAUUUACAGUCAACGAGCAGCGCUUGCUGGAACUCUUGGUCGCCAUGACAUGGGUCAACGAGCUCUUUCUUCACUUCCUGUUCGAUCAUUGUCUUCGCAGCACAUUGGAGGUCCAAAUUCAAUUCGUUCACCCAGUGUUAGAAGAAUUCGUCAACUUUUGGAAUUAGGAGGAGGCCCUGCGAGUCCCAUCAGCUUGGGAGGGCAUCAGAGUCCCGCUCCAACGCCCAGCACAACAUUACCGCGACAACAGCAACGACAAAUUGACAUUAAUCCUGCUGAAUUUUCGAAAUAUAAGCUCGAUCGACCAGUCGUUGACGCCGUCGGCAUUUCCGGCAUGCUCUGGAUUCACCUUCUCGCGGGUCGGGGCUUGCGUGCAUUACAAGAGGGACAACAGCCGACACCCGCAACUGCCGCUCAAAGUCAAAUUCGUGAUUUGUAUUGCGUGCUCGAGUGCGAUCGCGUACACAAAGCCCGUACCGUCGUUCGUUCUGGCGACCUGCAAUUCGAUUGGGACGAAAGUUUCGAGCUGGAUUUAGUUUCCAACAAGCAACUUGACGUCUUGGUUUAUUCGUGGGAUCCGCAGCAUCGUCAUAAACUUUGUUAUCGCGGCGCCAUUUCGCUCACGACAGUUUUGCGACAAGCGCCAAUCCAUCAACUCGCACUGAAAGUCGAGCCACGCGGAACAAUUUACCUGCGGAUACGACACACAGACACGGCGCAGCUUUACAAGAGACGCGGGCUUCCAACGUUGCGAGGCGCAGCACCGCCUGCCUUGUUUGGCGUCGAUUUGGAGACAGUUGUGACGCGCGAAGCGAAAGGAGCGCCCGGCGUUGCUCCCGUUCCGAUUAUUUUGCGACGAUGCGUCGAGGAAAUCGAACGACGCGGCUUGGAUAUCAUUGGACUUUACAGAUUGUGCGGAUCAGCGACGAAAAAGCGACUUUUGAGAGAGGCGUUUGAACGCAAUAGCAGAGCGGUUGAAUUAAGUCCAGAACAUGUUCCUGAUAUAAAUGUCAUUACUGGCGUACUCAAAGAUUACCUCAGGGAGCUUCCGGAACCGCUAUUCACUAAAUGCUUAUUCCAGAUGACUGUUGACGCUUUAGGCGUUUGUCUCCCCGACGACCCCGAAGGAAAUGCGAAAUUGAUGCUUAGUAUAUUAGAUUGCUUGCCACGUUCUAAUCGGGCAACAUUGGUUUUCCUUUUGGAUCAUUUAUCGUUAGUCGUUUCGGCAUCGGAACGCAACAAGAUGUCAGCACAAGCUCUCGCAACUGCCUUAGGACCUCCAUUGAUGUUACAUUCGCUGUCUGCACAACCGGGCGAGGAGAUUGAUCAUUCACAGCCCAUCGCUGUCCUGAAAUACUUACUGCAAAUUUGGCCCCAGCCGCAAACCUCAACUGUUUCAGACAGGUCGGCGCGGCGAGCCAGUAGGAAUGCGUGGAAACAAAGCCAGUGCGUUGCUAGCGGGCAAACAAUCACUGCCAAGCCUUCUAAUUACCCCUUCGGUAAUGCAGCAAUCAGCCAGCAGUCACUCAAUCGGUCAACAUCCGGGCUCAGUUACGCCCAACAGAUCGCCCAGCACGCAGCACAUCAACCAUCGUCCGCAGUUUCAAUCAGUAGCGGGUCGGUCAGUUCAAUCGCCUCGAGUCUCGCAACCAGUGGUCCGUCAGCCCCCUCAAUUGGCGGCCUCAGUGGGCUUGGCGGAGCGAGGCCAAUCGCCACAGCGACAGCAAGGCAUACCAUCCCCAAGCUCUAGUUCUAGUUCGACAGGAUCAGCAUCGGGCUCCGGCACCGACACCGUUAAACACGGCAUCUCUCCAACCGCGAGUCUCUCAUCCGAUGCAACGACAAAAAAUCAAUCAAGCGAUCGCGAAAACAAACCGUCAACAAACACACAAGCAGCAACA
Molecule: messenger RNA, 3988 nt
Organism: Culicoides brevitarsis
Lineage: Eukaryota; Metazoa; Arthropoda; Insecta; Diptera; Ceratopogonidae
Gene: RhoGAP100F
Product: rho GTPase-activating protein 100F
Exons: 14
Coding region: 163-3837 (1224 amino acids)
Biological process (GO): signal transduction; regulation of Ras protein signal transduction; cell migration
Cellular component (GO): synaptic membrane
Molecular function (GO): protein binding; GTPase activator activity
Source: RefSeq, a predicted model, not a curated record